AUGCGCUCCGCGAUCCACAUCCAGACCGGCCUGUGUGGAGCGCUGCUGGGCUGCACGCUGCUCGCGCUCCCGCUGAUGGGGUACACCUUCGCCACGAGCAAGUGUGAGUCGUCGUUCCGCGCAGCCAGCCAGCCCGCUCACGCCGGCCUCGCAGCCGACUACGACAGGAUAACCCAGCCUACAGUGUACACGUACACCCAGACGAUCGCCGCGCAGGGGUGGAACAGCGGCGGCGCGCCGGUGCGGACGACGACCAUCACGCGGACGGGCGCGCCGACGCGCCGGGACGUCGUGCCGACAAUAGCAACAAUACAGGCGCCGCCAGAGCCCACUGCCCCGCCAGAACCCGUGCCGUACAAGCGCCAGUGGGCGGCCGAGCCACACCCGCCAUUGUCAGACGCGAGCGUCGGUGCCGCUGUGGGACUGGCGUGGCUCGCGCCCUUGGCGGUAUACCUGAUAUCCUUCCUCGUCGUCCGCGCCCGAUGCCCCGCCUCCGCCUUCGUCACCGUCCUCGCCGACCUGUGCUUCCUCGGCGUCUUCUGGCUGCUCGGCGUCGUCGCGCUCGCCGUGGCCACGACGUUCGUCGUGCUCUGGUAUGCCGAGGAGGGCCGGUCGCUGCGAGCAGUUAUUAGCGUUGCGCUGGCGCUCGCGUGGCUCUGUUGGGGCUUGAUCACGACCUGGUUGAUCUGGGAGUUUACACAUGUGCGCCGCCGCUUCCGGGGCGGGUUCCGCCGAAGCCUUGUGUUACUCGCCGAGUGGGGCUACGACGUGCCGAGCCGGCAUCGCGACAGCGAGCUGAGCGACAUGGGUGUGCGGAAGAUCUCUCUGGACAAUUAG
Molecule: messenger RNA, 837 nt
Organism: Vanrija pseudolonga
Lineage: Eukaryota; Fungi; Basidiomycota; Tremellomycetes; Trichosporonales; Trichosporonaceae
Exons: 2
Coding region: 1-837 (278 amino acids)
Source: RefSeq, a predicted model, not a curated record